Messenger RNA from Fimicolochytrium jonesii, 1911 nucleotides. RefSeq names its product pyridoxal phosphate-dependent transferase. The transcript has 6 exons. The coding region runs from base 196 to 1779 and encodes 527 amino acids. NCBI's taxonomy places the organism in Eukaryota, Fungi, Chytridiomycota, Chytridiomycetes, Spizellomycetales, Powellomycetaceae. The record is from RefSeq and is a predicted model, not a curated record.
GUAACUUGUGAGUUGUAAGUUGUCACAGCGCCUGUCUGUCUGUCUGUCGAAAAGGAAUGGGGAUUCCUGGACCACGAUGACAAGGCGUGGCUUGACCGUUACAGCGCGGUGCGGUGAAGAAUCUUCAAGAUUCAGGACCAAGGCACAAGUGACAUCUUUUUAGAGGACGACAGGUAUAAUUUUCAGUAGAAACGUAUGGGCUUGUACGAGGACGUGGCAGAGUGGGUGAAGCUGCCCAUAACUGCAGAAGACGGUCAGCCCAGCUAUCAACGUCCGAUUAGCCCGGCGUUCGAACAGUCGUGGGAAGAUCACUUUCGCAAUUGUACGGUCCCGAGCUUUGGCCGCGAGCUGCGACAGAAAUACUUCUCAACGCUCGUUGGACUCACUGAAGUUAGCGAGAGGGAGGAUUUGGGAAAACCCAUUGGGACACAGCGUAUCCCAGAAUCAUCCAAGACUAAUCCUGCACGGUCAUGGCGUCCACCCUUCACAUUUUUGGCACACGGGUCAUAUGGAGCUACCUCUCAGCCCGUGCUCGAUGUCUCCCGGAAGUGGCAACUACAGAUGGAAGCCAGCCCUGUGCGCUUCUUCUAUGAUACCCUAUAUCCAUAUCUCGUUCGGUCAGUCCGAGACGUGGCGGAAUUCAUUGGCGCUAACCGUGAAAAUGUCGUCCUGGUGACGAAUGUGGAAGUCGGAAUGAACGCAAUAUUGAGAUCUAUACCUUUCCAAAAGGGCGAUCGCAUAAUAGCAUUCGAUGUGACGUACACAGCGGUGCUGCACUCAGUUCAGCACAUUUGCGAUUUUACCGGCGCCAAACUAUCUACUAUAUCAAUGCCCUUGAGACUCACACCCAGCAAUGUGGUGAAGCAGUUGAUAGCGUAUCUGGAAAAUGACAAUCCCUCUCCAGAUGGAAAGAUACAUUUGGCGGUGUUCCAGCAUAUCACAAGCCCGUCGGCAAUCGUCUUACCAAUCGGGGAACUGAUUCGGAUAUGUCGGCAGUAUGGCAUUAUGGUGAUGGUUGAUGGCGCACAUACAAUCGGACAGAUCCCGUUGAACCUCGAAGCAUUGGGAGCUGAUUUUUACGUAUCGAACGCACACAAAUGGCUUUGUAGUGCGCGUGGAUGCGCUAUACUUUAUUGCAGGCCAGAACAUCAUCACCGGAUUUUCCCCUUAACAACCACCUGGGGCCAUGCAAACAAAAUCUCGCUCCUCGCCCGUUUCAUAUGGCAGGGAACGGCAGACUAUUCGCCAUACCUCAGCCUCCCAACCGCCAUACAGUUCCAUCAAUGGGCAAGCGGGGAAGCAAUGAUGAAACGCAAUCGCGACCUGGCGCUGUGGUGUGGAAAACUAUUGAGCAAAGCGUGGGGGACUGAGACGCUCGUUGAUUGCGAUGCAACCGAUGGGUGUGGGGUGGAGGCGGACGGGGGUAUCAUCCAAGGACCACUUGAACAGUGGGAAAGGACCAUGACUGGAAGCAUGUGCUCUGUCCGGUUGCCACCCGUUUACACCGAGGAUGUCGAUUCGAGCGAUAAGACCGACAUGCCUCCCGCGUUGCUCGCAAUUGCGGACACACUCUUCCGUGAACACAACAUCGAAGUGCCAGCGUUCACCUUCCGCGACAAAAGAUAUAUCCGCGUCUCGCUGCAUAUGUACAACGAUGAGGCGGACUGUGUACGGUUGGGGCAAGGUGUGAUAAAGUGCUUGGGGUAUCCCGCGAGUCAUCCAGGAUGGGGAAUUCUGACGACGGCUGGUAGCAAAGACAGCCUAUCUUCCAAAUUGUAGGACUGGUCUAUCGCAUAGUGUACUUUAGAUCAAGCUUUCAUCGCUUGCAUAAGGAGGACGAUCCCCUACAUCUGAUGUGCAUCGCUCUGUGAAACAUUCCCCGUUUUAAUCGAUUUCUAGACCAUCUCUACA